This is a messenger RNA of Otolemur garnettii (small-eared galago), 3988 nucleotides long. It is a transcript of the gene PAPLN, whose product is annotated as papilin, proteoglycan like sulfated glycoprotein. Gene Ontology annotation, cellular component: extracellular matrix. The record is from RefSeq and is a predicted model, not a curated record. Gene Ontology annotation, biological process: extracellular matrix organization. NCBI's taxonomy places the organism in Eukaryota, Metazoa, Chordata, Mammalia, Primates, Galagidae. Gene Ontology annotation, molecular function: serine-type endopeptidase inhibitor activity; metalloendopeptidase activity.
AUGCGACUGCUCCUGCUGCUGCUGCUGCUGCUGUCCCCGGUGCCCGCAUCCGCGGCUCCCCAGAUGAGGCGGCAGAGUGACACCUGGGGCUCCUGGGGCCCGUGGAGCCCCUGCAGCCGGACCUGCGGAGGGGGCAUCAGCUUCAAGGAGCGUCCCUGCUACUCCCAGAGGAGAGACGGAGGCUCCAGCUGCGUGGGCCCCGCCCGGAGCCACCGCUCUUGCCGCACCGAGAGCUGCCCGGAGGGCGCGCGGGACUUCCGAGCCGAGCAGUGCGCCGACUUCGACGGCGAGGCCUUCCAGGGCCGGCGCUACCGGUGGCUGCCCUACUACGGCGCCCCAAACAAGUGUGAGCUGAACUGCAUCCCCAAAGGGGAGAACUUCUACUACAAGCAUAGAGAGGCUGUGGUGGACGGGACACCCUGCGAGCCUGGCAGCCGGGACGUCUGUGUGGAUGGCAGCUGUCGUGUUGUUGGCUGUGACCAUGAGCUAGACUCAUCCAAGCGGGAGGACAAGUGUCUGCAGUGUGGGGGUGACGGCACGACCUGCUUCCCCGUCACAGGCACCUUUGAUGCCAAUGACCUCAGCAGAGCGGUGAAGAAUGUUCAAGGAGAGUACUACCUCAAUGGGCACUGGACCAUCGAGGCUGCCAGGGCCUUGCCUGCGGCCAGCACCCUCCUGCAGUAUGAGCGGGGUGCUGAGGGGGACCUGGCUCCUGAGCGGCUGCAUGCCCGGGGUCCCACCUCAGAGCCCCUGGUCAUCGAGCUCCUCAGCCAGGAGCCCAACCCCGGUGUGCACUAUGAGUACUACCUGCCCCUGCGCUGGCCGGGCCCUGGCCCCGGCCCCAGCUGGAGCCACAGUUCCUGGAAUGACUGCAGUGCUGAGUGUGGUGAAGGUCACCAGUCCCGCCUGGUGUUCUGCAGCAUUGAUGGCGAGGCCUAUCCUGACCACAUGUGCCAGCACCAGCCACGGCCAGCUGAUCGCCGUUCCUGCAACCCUCACCCAUGCCCGCAGACCAAGCGCUGGAAGACAGGGCCGUGGAUGCCCUGCUCAGCCUCCUGUGGGGGCGGCUCCCAGGCUCGCUCUGUCUACUGUGUCUCUUCCACUGGGGCUGGUGACCAGGAGGCCACUGAGGAGGCUGAGUGCGCCAGCCUGCCUGAGAAGCCCCCUGCUACACGGGCUUGCAACUUGUGGCGCUGCGCGGCCUGGAGCCCGGAGCCCUGGGGAGAGUGUUCUGUCAGCUGCGGUGCUGGCAUCCGAAGGCGGAAUGUCACUUGCCAAGGUGAUGAGGGGUCUCUGCUCCAUGCCACAGCAUGCUCCUUGGAGGACCAGCCCACUCUCACUGAACCCUGUGUAGGUGAGGACUGUCCUGUCCUCACUGGCCAGGCCUGGCGUGUUGGUGCCUGGGGACUGUGCUCCAAGAGCUGCAGCUCGGGCACUCGGAGGCGACAGGUCGUCUGUGCCAUCGGGCCGCCUAGCCACUGUGGAAGCCUGCAGCACUCACGGCCUGUGGACCUGGAGCCCUGUAACACACAGCCCUGCCAUCUGCCCCAGGAGGUCCCCAGCAUGCAGGACGUGACCCCACACAGGAAUCCUUGGAUGCCUGUGGGCCCUCAGGAGCCCCUUACCUCAGACUCCAGAGACCAGUGGGGGGCAGCGUGGAAGCACCCCUCAGCCCAGGGUGAACCCAGGGGAGAUCGGGGUUCCCCCCUGUCAGCCCUGGGCCCGGCCCCUGCUCUGCAUCAGUCCCUGCUCCAGCAACACCCCCAGUCUGGUUCGGGGCCCCGUGACUGCAGACGCAGUCCCCAUGGGUGCUGCCCCGAUGGCCACACAGCGUCUCUUGGGCCCCAAUGGCAAGGCUGCCCUGGGGCCUCAUGUCAGCAGAGCAGGUACGGGUGCUGCCCAGAUGGUGUGUCUGUUGCUGAGGGGCCCCUUCACGCUGGCUGCACAAGGUCUUACGGCGGUGACAGCUCUUCCCAACUUCCCAAUCCUGGGAUUCUUCCCCAGGUCCCCAACACUCACCGUCCCCAGGCCCAGCAGAACGAGCCCAGUGAGUGCCGGGGCUCCCAGUUUGGCUGUUGCUAUGAUAACGUGGCCUCUGCAGCUGGCCCUCUUGGGGAAGGCUGUGUGGGCCAGCCCAGCUCUGCCUACCCUGUGCGGUGCCUGCUACCCAGUGCCCACGGUUCCUGCGCAGACUGGGCCGCCCGCUGGUAUUUCAUUGCCACUGUGGGCCGGUGUAACCGCUUCUGGUACGGCGGCUGCCACGGUAAUGCCAACAACUUUGCCUCAGAGCAGGAGUGCAUGAGCAGCUGCCGUGCUGGGCCUGGGGCCUCUGGCCAGAGCACCCACACAGAGGGUGGUGGCACCAGUCCUCGUGGCCAGCAGGAGCUUAGCUGGCAGGGGACAGGGACUACAGUCCAGAGAAGCCCCUUGCUUUCUGGUAGCCCCUGGUGGCAAGACCAAGAGCCUAGGCCAGGGCCCCCCCCCAACCCCCCUUUUGGAGAACAGCUGUGGGGACAGGACCGGGAUGCUGUACCGCCAGCGCCACCCUCGCACAGCUCUUCCUACAGGAUUAGUUUGACAAGCUCAGAGCCCUCCCUGGUGCAGGCAGCCCUGGGACAAUUAGUGCGGCUCUUCUGUCCAGAGAACACCUCCCCAGAACCUCAGACUGGGUGGCAGAAAGAUGGCCAACUCAUCUCUUCUGACAGGCACAAGCUGCAGUCUGAUGGCUCCCUGGUCAUCAGCCCCCUGCAGGCAGAGGAUGCGGGCACCUACAGUUGUGGCAGCACCAGGCCAGGCUGGGACUCCCAGAAGAUCCAGCUUCGUGUCAUAGAGGGUAACAUGGCUGUGCUGUCUGAGGCUGAGCUGGGGCACUUCCCUCAGACUGGGGACCCAGCCCAGGGCCACAGUCCUCAGGAUUCAGGCCCAGGGAGGGAUGCUGGGGGCCCAGGAGCUAUCUCCUCCUCACACCUGCUGCCCACAACCAGGCUGCGUUUGGACCAGAACCAGGCCAGGGUGGUGGAUGCCAGUCCAGGCCAACGGAUCCGGCUGACCUGCCAUGCUGAAGGCUUCCCACCCCCAGUCAUUGAGUGGCAUAGAGACGGGCAGCCUGUAUCUUCUCCCAGAUACCAGCUACAGCCUGAUGGCUCUCUGGUCAUCAGCCGAGUGGCUGCAGAUGAUGGUGGCUUCUAUACCUGUGUCGCUUUCAACGGGCAGGACCGAAACCAGCGAUGGGUCCAGCUCCGAGUUCUGGGGGAGCUGAUGAUCACAGGGAUGCACCCUACUGUGACAGUACCAGAGGGGGACACUGCCAGGCUGCUGUGUGUGGUGGCAGGAGAAAGUGUGAAUAUCAGGUGGUCCAGGAAUGGGCUUCCUGUGCAGGCUGAUGGUUACCGUGUCUACCAGUCCCCAGAUGGCACACUACUGAUCCACAACUUGCGGGCUAGGGACGAGGGCUCCUACACCUGCAGCGCCUACCGGGGGAGCCAGUCAGUCAGCCGUAGCACCGAGGUGAAGGUGAUCCCAUCUGCACCUGUCACCCAGCCUGGGGACCCUGGCAGGGAGUGCAUCGAUCAGCCAGAGCUGGCCAAUUGUGGUUUGAUCCUGCAGGCCCAGCUCUGUGGCAAUGAGUAUUAUUCCAGUUUCUGCUGUGCCAGCUGUUCCCGAUUCCAACCUCAUGCUCAGCCCAUCUGGCAGCAAGGAUGAAGGCUCACUCCAACUCCAGUUCCAAGACCAUUCUUACGGCUCAGAAGAAGGGAAGAUGGACUUGCAGCCCCCUCUCUCUGGCUGGCAGUUGUCUUCUGGAGAUACCAGCCUCUUUGAAAACCAGCCAGUGUUUAGCCUCUGCAGUAGCCAGUGCCAGCCUCUGUAGUCCUCUGCAAUAUCUGCAACUCUGACAUACAUAGGCUGCUGCUGAGUUGCCAAGAGAAAUCUGUUUGGGUAAGAACCACCCUUCCUUUAUAGCUUCCCUUUAUAAGGUGUUGCACAGGUU